Messenger RNA from Plasmodium knowlesi strain H, 2235 nucleotides. Its product is annotated as cdc2-like protein kinase, putative. Gene Ontology annotation, cellular component: cytoplasm; nucleus. Lineage: Eukaryota; Apicomplexa; Aconoidasida; Haemosporida; Plasmodiidae. Gene Ontology annotation, biological process: protein phosphorylation. Gene Ontology annotation, molecular function: cyclin-dependent protein serine/threonine kinase activity; ATP binding. The transcript has a single exon. The record is from RefSeq and is a predicted model, not a curated record. Bases 1 to 2235 code for a protein of 744 amino acids.
AUGUACGGUAUAACGCUGACAAAGUGCAAAAUAUAUUUCAACAAUAUCUACUCGACGGUGUCCCUGGAAGAGAAACUGGGUGGCGGGACCUACGGAGAUGUGUACAAAGGGAAGGUAAUCAAAUACAACAACAACAAUAACAACGACCUCUACCAAAAUACCAAUUACCUCCCAUACGACUACUACACGGAUGAGUUCGUCUUCUUUAGGAAAAAUAUUUAUGCGAUAAAAUUUUUCCGUGAUGAUUUGAAAACCAUAAAUGAAGAAGGGAUUAGCUGUACAACUUUGAGGGAACUGAGUUGUUUGAAGAAUAUCGGGAGACAUCCAAAUAUUUUGAGACUGAUAGACGUAACAAUAGAUAGACAAAAAUGCAUUAGUGAAUAUAUUAACCGCCAGAUAUUACAACAUCAUGCAUCCAACUUUCAGCACUCCAAAAAACUGGACAUGACACCUCUCUCAGCCGACCAAAAAUUUAUCUUCGCUGCGUAUGAAUAUUGUGAUGCUGGAGACUUGAAGAGACUCAUUCAGAAGACCAAAAUAACUGAUGACCAGGCAGGGCUAAGUUUGAAGGAAGCCAAAUGGUUAUCCUUCCAAUUAUUAAAUGGACUAGCUUAUCUACACAACAAUAAAAUGUGCCACCGAGAUUUAAAGCCUGAAAAUGUUAUGUUGCAACACACACCAAAUCGUAAAUAUUUACUUAAAAUUGGUGACUUAGGCUUAUGUAGGGAGUUAAAAAAUGACGGAGACAUGACUCCAACUGUGUGUACUAUUUAUUAUCGUCCUCUGGAGGUUCUUCUCUCCAAAUUUGAAAUGGCUAAGGGUAAGAAGGGGAAGGUCAAGGCUAGGGGGAAAGCCAAGGCGCCAGUCAAUGGCUUGUCCACAUGCGCCAAUCCACCUCAUGGAAAUAACAGCCAAAUCAAUCACCCCCAUGCGAGUGCUCCUCAUUCGAAUGCACCAUACCCCUCACGGGCCAUCUCCACUAGGGGUAUCGAUAGCACGGGUAAGAAGAGGAUACACGCUGCGAGCGCUGGGUGCACAAUUGACAGGGGGAGGGCCGAGGGGAACGGAGGAAAUAGAAGCGAUCAGGGGAAUGGUAACUCAAAUAAUAGGAAGAAGAAAAACAACAAAGAGAGGGGGAAAGAGACGCAUGGUGAAAGAACAGAGGAGGGGGAGAAAUACACACAACGAAAACGAGAGAGAGCGCGCAUGAGAGGAAUAGAAGAAGACGACUACUACAACAAUAAAGAUUUUCAGUACGGACUGAACGUGGAUAUCUGGUCUGCAGCCUGCAUCAUCUGCGAACUAAUUAUAGGAAGGCCUCUAUUCAGAGGCGUAACUGAAUUUGAUCUCAUCAUCAGAAUUGUGAAUUCCUUAGGAAAACCAAAUAAUGAUGAGCUGGAAUUUUUUAGUGACUCCAGAUUCUAUCCUCUUAAGGAAGAUUUCUUCAACGUUAAUAUAAAAAAUAAAAAAGAUGCUCUCAAUGUAAUAACGAAUGGAAGGAUAGAUGAGCUGGGCAUAGAUCUCCUCGUCAAAAUGUUAAAGUAUAACCCCAAUGAUAGAAUUACAGCUGCAGAUGCAUUAUCACAUCCAUGGUUUUCAGACAUACGUUUUGAUAACCUAGACGGAAUAGGAGUGUACAACUGGUAUGUACACUGCUUAAAAUAUUAUAUAGGAAUAAAAACAUUUAGAGAAAUUGAACAGAAGAAAAAGAAUCUUCUUACCACUACGAUGAUAUCUCAUUUUUUAUGCAAAUCCAAUGAUAGACAUGGAAAAAUUAUUUUUAAACUUAUCAAUGAUACCUUUAAAAAUUUGGGAGGGUAUAAAAAAAGUGGCAGAAGAUCCUUUGCUAUUUUUUCAGACCAGUAUGCCAAGGAUGAUAAAAAUGCCAAUGGGUUUAUUAAGAGAGCUAGUAUUAAGGUGUUGAAUGACAUGAAGGAAAAGAAUGUCAUCGAGACCAAGGAAGAAAUGUCUUUCUACGAUGACAGCACGAACUAUGUUACUCCUACUUCUACAUCUUCUAAGAGAAGGAAAUUCAACAGAUCCAGUUACCAUGCUGUGAACCCGGAAACAUCUUACGAAGGGGCAACACAAAUGCGCGUCAAGAGGAAUCUUUCCAUACCAGAUUUUUCCUCACCUGAUAGGAAGAAGCAGAGACAUAAGGAUCACUUCAAAUCCGCCACAACUACCAACCGUGCCGCUGCGCACCCGCUACCCACAUUCCAUGGAUUCACCUAA